GUAUAAAUAUACUCUCUCUGUCCCUAGAACAGCACUUGAACCUCAUUGAGACACACUUCCUCCCUCCAAGGACACACGUCAGAUUCCAGCAGUCCCACCAUGGCUUUCAUGCAAGCCUUCAUGCAGCAGGCGGUCUAUAUGGGCAUGCCCGAUGACUCAGUCCUGAACAAGGAGGGAACAGUGACUGCAGCACUCAAUUUCAGCCCCAACGGAGAUGCAGCAGUCUUGGAUAAGGCCAUCAAGGCGAAAGGUGUGGAUGAGAACACCAUCAUUGAAAUUCUGGUGAAGAGGAGCAACGAGCAGAGGCAGCAGAUCAGAGCGGCGUACCAGCAGGCCAGCGGCAAGCCUCUGGACUCAGCGCUGAAGAGCUCUCUGAAGGGAGAUCUGGAGGAAGUGGUGUUGGCUCUGCUGAAAACACCAGCCCAUUACGAUGCCCACCAGCUGAAAAUGGCCAUGAAGGGUCUGGGGACCGAUGAGGAGGUCCUUAUCGAGAUUAUGGCUUCCAGAAACAACAUGGAGAUCCUGGAAAUAAAGAAAGCCUACAAGGAAGAUUACAAGAAGGACCUGGAGGCUGACAUCAAGAGUGACACUAGUGGAGAGUUCAGGACUGCCCUCCUUGAACUCUGCAAGGCCAGCAGGACUGAAGGAGUUGUUGAGCAGAUGGUUGACAGUGAUGCCCGGGCUCUGUACGAGGCCGGGGAGGGGAGGAAGGGCAAAGACUGCUCCGUCUUCAUUGAGAUCCUCACCAACAGGAGUGCUCCCCAUCUCCGUAAAGUGUUUGACAGGUACUCAAAGUACAGCAAAGUGGACAUGGCCAAAGCUCUCGACAUGGAGAUGAAGGGAGAUAUUGAAAGUUGUCUCACAGCAGUAGUGAAGUGCGCUGGAAGCCGGCCUGCGUUCUUUGCUGAGAAGCUCAACUUGGCCAUGAAGGGUAAAGGUACCCGGAAAAAUACCCUGACCCGCAUCAUGGUGAGCCGCUCUGAAAUUGACAUGAAACGGAUCAAGGAUGAGUACAAGAAAAACUACAGCACAACACUCUACCGUGAUAUUCUGGAUGACACUAAAGGAGACUAUGAGAAGAUCUUGCUCGCUCUCUGUGGGGGUGAAAACUAAUAGGCAAUCAAUGGGGAUCAAGGCUCAUACACCUGAAGAUCCAGCAGCGAGCCCAGCUGUGGAAAAAACACCUAUAAUCUCUUGACACAUAGUGCACCCUAUGCUUUUGUGGAGAAUUGACUGUCAUGACAUUUAGAAGAUAUUAACAGCAAUGCGCAAAGAUUAACAAGGAUUAACUGCUUCAGUAGAUAUGUUCUCUCCAAGUUACUCCUUUUCAUUCAAACACUCAGUGGACCAAUGCUUUGGGGCAGACUGACUUAGCUUCUCACUCAUUGGAUUCUCAUGUCUGGUGCUCGAAGAGAAGCUGAAGUCAGUGCAGCUGCCAUCAGACGUAUACAGAUCACCAUGUGCCAGACAUAUUUAGCGGCAGCAGCAGACUUACCCUUGAAGGAACUUGGACAACUUGCAAAUAAAAGCUUUUUGUAUGAAGGCC
This is a messenger RNA of Cottoperca gobio, 1546 nucleotides long. RefSeq names its product annexin A1a (gene anxa1a). The record is from RefSeq and is a predicted model, not a curated record. The transcript has 12 exons. Bases 100 to 1113 code for a protein of 337 amino acids. Gene Ontology annotation, biological process: signal transduction; cellular response to glucocorticoid stimulus; phagocytosis. Gene Ontology annotation, cellular component: vesicle membrane; cytoplasm; plasma membrane. NCBI's taxonomy places the organism in Eukaryota, Metazoa, Chordata, Actinopteri, Perciformes, Bovichtidae. Gene Ontology annotation, molecular function: calcium-dependent phospholipid binding; calcium ion binding; phosphatidylserine binding.